AAAAGAAUAGAGGAGAGAGAUAGGAAACCGCAGUGAAGUCGCCGGCGCCGCCGCGACAGGACACAGGAGCAGCAGAGGCAGCGGGGCCCGGCGAUCUCGGCGGCGGAGCAGUAAGGGAGGCACAGGAAGCGAAGGGGCGCGGCAGGAUGCACUCGUUCGGGCACCGCGCGAACGCGGUGGCGACCUUCGCGGUCACCAUACUGGCCGCGAUGUGCUUCGCCGCCUCCUUCUCCGACAACUUCAACACCCCGACCCCGACCGCCUCCGUCAAGAUCUUGAACAUAAACUGGUUCCAGAAGGAGGCCAACGGCAACGACGAGGUUAGCAUGACGCUGAACAUCUCAGCGGACCUUUCGUCUCUGUUCACAUGGAACACAAAACAGGUGUUUGUUUUUGUGGCGGCUGAGUAUGAGACUUCACAAAAUGCUUUGAAUCAAGUUUCCCUUUGGGAUGGAAUUAUACCUGCAAAGGAGCAUGCCAAGUUUUUGAUCCAUACCACAAACAAGUACAGAUUUAUUGACCAGGGAAGCAAUCUAAAGGGCAAGGAAUUCAACUUGACAAUGCACUGGCACAUUAUGCCAAAGACGGGCAAGAUGUUUGCAGACAAGAUUGUUAUGACAGGUUAUCGGCUCCCGGAGCAGUACAGAUAGUCUGAUAGAUGCUGAAUAGCAAAGACGUGGGAGCAGAGACCUGCAAGAAGUUUUAGUGGCAGUGGCAUAGCUGAUACUGAGCCUUUUUAAUUCUAAUCUAAGCUGAACAUGUUAUCUUAUGAGCUUUUACUUCAGCUGAAACCAGGCGAAACAAAGUUGUACUUUGGGGAGAUAUGUAUUUUCCAACUUUGCUUCGUCUAUCAAAGUUGAUUCUGAACCUGUUGAUGGCUA
Setaria italica (foxtail millet) is the source of this 881-nucleotide messenger RNA. Its product is annotated as signal peptidase complex subunit 3B. Gene Ontology annotation, cellular component: membrane; signal peptidase complex. Gene Ontology annotation, biological process: protein targeting to ER. The coding region runs from base 147 to 650 and encodes 167 amino acids. The record is from RefSeq and is a predicted model, not a curated record. The transcript has 6 exons. NCBI's taxonomy places the organism in Eukaryota, Viridiplantae, Streptophyta, Magnoliopsida, Poales, Poaceae.